UAUUAUUUUAAAGUAAUUUCGCCUUCCAACAUAAGUGUAUAAAUGUGAUCUGGAUUAAUAAAUUUCAGUUGUUUCUGCACAUAACAAAAGUUAUUUUGCUUCCCUACCAACCAGCAAGACACUAAAAAAAAGGCUAAUAUAUUAGUCAAAUGAGUCAUCUAAGGCUGGCUUGAAACUUCACCCUAACAACUGGUGAGAUAAACAAGCAAGUUUAUCUACUUUACUUGAAAGCACCAUCACAGACGGAAAAUCGAAACCUGAUUGGUUAUUUCAGUGAUUGCUAGAGUGACCUUUAAAGUCAGUUUCCUCUGAUGACCGACGUGUCAUUGUGAUCUAUUUUUUCAUGAGAAUGGUCAUGGCUUGUUUGACUUAAUGAUAAUAUUUUUGGUUACCACUAUUCGAAUUAACAUCACCGACCACUUCAACAAACAUGAAAUGUUGUUUCAAGGUUCUCAUACUUUUGAUAUCAUAGAUCAUGCCAUCAGCAGAUUUUAUUCGCUGAAAUAACUGCUUUACCGAAUUUUAUUUCAUGUUAACUGGAUUCACUUUCUCUAUCUUCGCAUGGAUGGAACAAAAUAUGGCAGUUUACAAAUUAAAAUGAAUUCUUGUAAAAAGCAAAAGCAACAAAAUGACACAGCUAAACAGACAGACACUAGCAAUGAUCUCUACAAAAAACUUCGCUCUUCCGGUACUGUUACUCCAAGUGUGUCCGUGACUUUUGUGCGAAAGAUAAUUACUACAGUUGUCCUCUUGGGAUCAUCUUUGUUUUUGUUUAUUUUGUCUUCACUGGACAACUAUUAUGGAUCGUUGGUGUGUAUGGCUUUUGCAUUAGCUUGCUUAGGUUUUCACUGCAGUGGUGUUCUCUUGAAUCCUCAGGAUAUGGCUCCAAAUCAUGGUGGUCAGUUAUACGGAAUAAUGGCUACUGUGGGUACAUUUCCAGGAUUUGCGGGUGUUUAUAUGGUUGGUUAUUUAUUAGAAACUACAAAUCAAUGGUCAGUUAUAUUUACGCUCACUGGUGUCAUCAGUAUAUUUGGUUGGAUAGGAUACAUUUUAUAUGGUUCAUCGGAAGUUCUUUUGUGA
Messenger RNA from Heterobilharzia americana, 1080 nucleotides. The record is from the annotation of a GenBank genome assembly. Lineage: Eukaryota; Metazoa; Platyhelminthes; Trematoda; Strigeidida; Schistosomatidae.